Molecule: messenger RNA, 1269 nt
Organism: Poecile atricapillus (Black-capped chickadee)
Lineage: Eukaryota; Metazoa; Chordata; Aves; Passeriformes; Paridae
Exons: 2
Coding region: 12-617 (201 amino acids)
Source: RefSeq, a predicted model, not a curated record
GGUGGGCGCCAAUGAGGCGGGGCGGGGCCGCGCGCCGCAGGCGGGGGCGCCCUCUGGUGGCGGCACGGCAGCCGGGCGUGGCCGAGGAUGGGUGCGCGGCUGGUGACGUUAUCUGGCCGCGACGCGGGGCAUGCCUAGCGCCAAACCGUUUUUUUGUUAUUUAUUUAUUUAUUUAUUUUGUUAAUACUAGUAUUAAUAGCAUUUUAAUACAAUUAGGCAGCGGGCACACUGGACGAAGCCCCGUGACCACGAGAGUGUGGCACGGGGCAGCGUGGGUCCGGCCCUGCAGGGAGAGGAAGCCGUGCCUGCGGGGCCCCAAGGCGUCGCGGGGUCAGCCGUGGGUCGUGCUGGCUGCGGCCUGUGGCUGCACGGACACAGUGACGUCUAAUCCUUGUACAUUUCCAUACCCAGCCUUUUCAAAAGCAGUUUGCCGUGGUGUCGUACGUCCUGAUUAUGGCAGACAGGGAAGAAGUUCAGUACAGCAGCGGCUUCUGUGCGCUGGCCCCGUUACAUCUGCAUCACAGCACCGCCGGGCUGCGUCUGCUGGAGGCUCCCCCACACGGGCUCAGAGGCAGCGGAGAGCUGGGAAGCGCCGUGAGAGCCAAGCCCUCAGCUGAACCCCCAGGGCAACUCGCUUGCCAUAGCAACAAACCACAGGAAGGGGAAACAGCUCCCCCAGAUACGCAGGCUUGGUUGAAUGUCUCCUUGCGUUCAGAAUGAAGUCACAGCCUGAAUCGAGUAAAAUGUAUGUCAGAGUCAGUCUGUCAAGAAUUAUAAUAGCUUAUUAGUUGCUAUGAUUACGAGAGAGUAUUAAUUUAGGAUCAGCUCAGAAGGACUUGAAUUAAGUAAGAGCAGGCUAUGGGACAGAAUAUAAGAGCCACAGGAAGGAAGGAAAAGACUGUAUCCAUUGGAAGGCUGCAGGGAAAUGUAAUAAGAAGUGCAGAGAGAGCUUGGAAUUCACUGUUUCUGUCACAAGUCGAGGAGAUGUUGCUGUCACCCACUCAUGCUGCACAGAUCAUGUUGCACAGAAGAGCCAGGCAAGCUGAACAGAAAUAUCUGUGUGAGAGAGGAAUGCAAAGAGAAACACUCAUCACCUCUGAUGUGCUGUCUGUACUUCCAUUUGAUCCUCUGACUGUCUGUCUUACAUUCAUCCCAGUGCUUGCCUUUAUGGCUGCUCAUACAACUUCAAGAUAUGUCAUAACAGUCAAGUGACUUUGGCCCUCUCUUGCUCACCUUUUGAGAUGGACGUGUUAUGUACAUUGUUUAUGA